This is a messenger RNA of Pseudonaja textilis, 1053 nucleotides long. RefSeq names its product ATP synthase c subunit lysine N-methyltransferase (gene ATPSCKMT). Gene Ontology annotation, biological process: peptidyl-lysine trimethylation; positive regulation of proton-transporting ATP synthase activity, rotational mechanism; regulation of mitochondrial ATP synthesis coupled proton transport. The record is from RefSeq and is a predicted model, not a curated record. Gene Ontology annotation, molecular function: protein-lysine N-methyltransferase activity. NCBI's taxonomy places the organism in Eukaryota, Metazoa, Chordata, Lepidosauria, Squamata, Elapidae. Gene Ontology annotation, cellular component: mitochondrion.
ACUUGAGCAGGAAGAACCGUUUCCGCUAUGUAGGCGCAGGCUUCGGGGUGGGGGGUGGGGGCGGUCCUGCGCCGUCACUUUGUUCGGAAAGGGUGUGGCCAAGAGCGAAAGGGAGUUCUCCAGGUUUUGUGUUUGUUAUGUCAAAAAUACUUGCUGAAGGCAGUGCAUCUCAAGAAGUUACACUUUUGACCAUUGCUGAUGAAGAUGCUAACAAAAGGAAUUGGGGUGUUUUGCUCCCUGGUAUAAUUGGUGGGACAUUGGUGGCCUUAUACUCUAUAGCCAUUCCAUUUAUUGCUCCAGCACUGAGAAAACAUUGCCUGCCAUUUGUGCCUGCAACUUCAAAGCAGAUUGAAAAUGUCCUAAUCAUGUUGAAAGGCAGAAAAGGAAUGCUAGUUGACAUAGGAAGUGGUGAUGGACGUAUUGUAAUUGCAGCUGCAAAAGUUGGAUUUAAAGCUGUGGGUUAUGAAUUAAAUCCUUGGUUAGUAUGGUAUUCGAGGUACCGUGCCUGGAGAGAGGGAGUUCAUCAAGAUGUCAAUUUUUACAUUUCAGACUUGUGGAAGGUCAGUUUUUCACAGUAUACAAACAUUGUUAUUUUUGGAGUUCCUCAGAUGAUGCUGCAGCUGGAGAAGAAGCUUGGAGAUGAACUCCUGCAGGAUGCCACAGUCAUAGCUUGUCGCUUUCCUUUUCCCCAUUGGAGACCAAAUCAUAGCUUUGGCGAAGGCAUUGACACCGUUUGGGCAUAUGAUUCGAGAUCAUUUAGAAUGGAAAAGGAAGGUGAUAAAGCUUUUGUCAAGGGCAUCCCUCCCAGUUAACUAAAAGUCCAGAGAUAAUGCUAUGUUAGCUUUUAAUGGCGAGUGUGGAUGUUUUACACAACAUAUUAUUUCUUGCAGCUCUUGGGUUCAUGGGCAAGCAUUUCAGAAGUUCCUGGAAAUAUUUUAUGUGUGAAACAUAAUGUAAGCAUUAAGCAAUGUUGCUUUUAUGGAAAAACAAAUGUAUGGACAUUGCCUCCAGAUCUGUGGCCCCAAUCUUGGUAUUUUGUGGGAUAAUACUUAA